This is a messenger RNA of Camelina sativa (false flax), 2253 nucleotides long. The record is from RefSeq and is a predicted model, not a curated record. Lineage: Eukaryota; Viridiplantae; Streptophyta; Magnoliopsida; Brassicales; Brassicaceae.
ACAAAAACUUUGGUCAUUUGGUAGUGUGUCAAACAUAAGAAUUGCCAAAAGAAUCCAACAUAAGUAGUCACCCAUCAAUGAUUCGACUAUAAAUACAUACACAUAUGCCUAGUUUAGUUCUUGCAUGCCUUACGAAAAAAGAUGAAGAGAAUCGUCCUAAGAUGUGUAGUUACACUUCUAUUGAUCAGUGUUUCAAUUACAGAAGCAAUAGAGAAUCCACACAACAGACACAGAGACAACAACAAGAAUAGCUUGGCAAAAAGAAACAAGACAGUCAAAAGCAGCAGAAGAAGAAGCCGAAUUAGAAACGGUGAAGCCUUCGCAACAAAGUGUGACGUGUUUUUCCGGUGCAUUUUCGGCACUUGCGGUCAAUGGAAUUUCCCACUUAUCCCUUGUCCUGAAAACCCUUUUUUGCCUCCUCCGGUGAUCUUACCACCGCCUCUUCUCCUUCCUCCCCCACCGUUACUCCCUGUUGUCACACCCUGCCCACCACCGCCGCCUCCAGUCAUAGUCAACGGUGCACCACCAUGUGUUACUUGUGUACAACCAUCACCGCCACCGCCAGUUCCGGUUCCUUGCCCACCUCCACCAUCGCCUCCUCCACAGCCUUGCAUUACUUGUGUCCCAACCCCUGCACUGCCACCUCCUCAGCCUUGCAUCACUUGUGUGCCUGCCCCAGAACCACCAACUCCUCAGCCUUGCAUUAAUUGUGUGGUAGCACCAGCUCCACCGGCACCAGUACCUUGUCCGCCGCCGCCAGUACAUCCGGUUAUGCCAUUUGUCCCUACGCCGAUUUUUACACACCCUCCAUUGCCACCAUCGGUGACGCCGUCUCCUGUUCCAAUCCUACCUCCACCUACUACUCCGGUACUGCCGCUGCCUCCACCUACUGCUCCGGUACUGCCCCUGCCUCCACCUACUGCGCCACUUCCGCCACCAUUAUCUUCUUCUCUUCCCUCACCACCUCUUCCAUUAGUUUUAUCGCCACCACCAUCACUACCUGGCGGCACGGUUUCACAGCCACCGUUUACAAUGACUCCGCCUCCUCUUUUAGGCGGUGGAGCUCCGGGAAUCACCGGCUCACCUCCUGGUCCUCUUUUAGGUGGCGGAGCCCCAGGAACUGUCGGUACAUCUCCUCCGCCGCUAGUUGCCGACCUACCGCCCAUGCCAUCAAUAGCAUGGUUUUCGCCGCCUGAUAUACCUACAGGCUCACAGCCGCCAACUCCAGUUUUUCUCCUUCCUCCGCCAUUAGACCGGUCUACAUUAACGCCGCCAGCUGCACAAUUUUUACCGCCGGUUAUAACCACCGGAACUCCUCCACCGGUAGAUGACCUCCCACCGGAUGUAGUCAUCGGAGAACCGCUGAUUCCAUCGCCGCCUGACCAAUCUUCGCCGGAGCUUCCACCACCUGAUGUAACCAUCGAACCACCAAUUGAACAGUCAACACCUUCGCCACCAGUCAUUCCCGUGACUCUUGCUCCACCGGUUCAAGAUUUCCCGCCAAUUUUACCCCCACCGGUUGAAGACCUCCCUUCGAUUUUACCUCCGCCGGCUGAAGAUUUCCCACCGAUUUUGCCUCCACCGGUUGAAAACCUCCCUUCGAUUUUACCUCCGCCGGCUGAAAAUUUCCCGCCGAGUUUGCCUCCACCGGUGCAAGACUUACCUCCGCCGGUUGAAGACCUCCCUUCAAUUUUACCGCCACCGGUUCAAGAAUUCCCGCCGAUUUUACCUCCGCCGGUUGAAGAGAUACCGCCGGUGAUUACAUUACCUCCGCCGGUUGAAGAGAUACCGCCGGCAUUUACAUUACCACCGACUGUAGAAGAUCCUUCGACAGUUCCGGUAUUCUCCGCACCACCGGUCCUCGGAGAUUACCCACCGCAAACUCCCGUAUUUACGAAUCCGCCAGAGGUCACGAAUCCAUGGCUACCGCCGGACCAAACGCCGGUAACGUCAUUCGCGCCACCGAUCGAGUCAAUCCCAACAAUACCGGAAAAUCCAUUCCCGGUUACACCAAACCCGGACAUGGGUUCAAAUCAACCGUUGGUUCAGCUUCCUCCGCCCACUUGGGAUUCACCGCCGUUUAAUCGUUAAUUUUCUAAUAUAUUUCAAAAUUCUGUUCUUUUUUUUUUAUAAAAAUCAUGUAAUGGUGUAAUCUUAAAAUAGCUGCAAUGCCACGUUGUACAAAUUCAUUGGCUGUCAUUUGCAUUUCAAUAAGAAGAAGGAGACUGAGUUUCCCACGUGUCAUUUUAUGUU